Messenger RNA from Antechinus flavipes (yellow-footed antechinus), 418 nucleotides. It is a transcript of the gene NDUFA1, whose product is annotated as NADH:ubiquinone oxidoreductase subunit A1. The record is from RefSeq and is a predicted model, not a curated record. NCBI's taxonomy places the organism in Eukaryota, Metazoa, Chordata, Mammalia, Dasyuromorphia, Dasyuridae. The coding region runs from base 106 to 327 and encodes 73 amino acids. The transcript is spliced from 3 exons.
GUGCGGGGAUUGCUGGGAUCGGAAGCGACCCCAGUCACCUUAACCCCGCAACCGGCGUCUAUCUGCGGUUACCUCUCGGUCCGUGGCCGCGAACCUUCUGCAGAGAUGUGGUUUGAAAUUCUUCCGGGUCUGGCGGUCAUGGCCGUAUGUCUGACGGUUCCGGGAAUUAGCACCACUCUCAUCCAGAAGUACACCAAUGGGGGCAAGGAAAAGAGAAUUGCCCGUAAUCGAUACCAGUGGAGUCUACUGGAAAGGGACAGGAGGAUCUCUGGAUUCCAUCGUUAUUAUGAAUCUAAGGGAUUGGAGAACAUAAAGGAUGAUGCAUAAGUGGACGUUUGAGACCUACUAUCUUCGUGAUUGCUGAAUGCUUAUACAAUAUAUUAUCUGGUGCAAUUAAAGACAAAAACAAUUACCCAAA